Mucor mucedo is the source of this 732-nucleotide messenger RNA. Its product is annotated as 30S ribosomal protein S6. The record is from RefSeq and is a predicted model, not a curated record. The coding region runs from base 166 to 501 and encodes 111 amino acids. Gene Ontology annotation, biological process: translation. Gene Ontology annotation, cellular component: ribosome; mitochondrial small ribosomal subunit. Lineage: Eukaryota; Fungi; Mucoromycota; Mucoromycetes; Mucorales; Mucoraceae. The transcript has 3 exons. Gene Ontology annotation, molecular function: small ribosomal subunit rRNA binding; structural constituent of ribosome.
AUUUGACAAAACCAAGACAGAAUGUGUGUGGUGCAAAUAAGGACUGUUCUUUUUCUACCCUCUUGCGCACACCCCCCGGGGAAACUGUCAAGGGGACAAGGUUUUUUUUUUUUUUUCGUUCUUCUUUUUUUAUUGUUAAACCCUUUCAACACUAGAAUUCCAACGAUGCCUUUUUACGAACUUGUUUGUAUUGCACGUCAUAACAUUGUCGAGAGCAAUUUGAAAGAUCUUUUAAAGACAUCUGCAAAGCAAGUGCUUAAUCGUGGUGGUGUUGUACGUGGUUUCGAUAACUGGGGAGACAUGAAGAUCCCUCAUCGCAUCAAGAGACAUCAAGAAUACUUUACUGAUGGAAGAUAUUGGGCUAUGCACUUUGAUGCUAAUCCUCUUAUUGUUCAAGAACUCGGAAAGAAGCUUUUAGUUGAUACUCGUGUUUUACGUCAUACUUUUAUCAAGUUGGGUGAUAAGCUUGAAACUGUUGUUGCAAGACCUGAUAAGACCUAAAUUUUUUUGAUUCCUCCCCGCACCCACCACUAUUACAACACACAAGCACAUCACCACCACCACCACCACCAUCCCAAUUUUUGUAAAUAGAGUACGUGUGUUCUGUGUGUGAUCUCUACAGAUUUUUAAAAAAAAAAAAAAAUUAAAAAAAAAAAAAAAGGUACAGCAAAAGAAAAUAAAAAAAACCUCUGAAUGACGUUUAUGCUCGUUCUCUAUUGGGCUUUAUCUGGG